Messenger RNA from Salarias fasciatus (jewelled blenny), 1938 nucleotides. RefSeq names its product leucine rich repeat containing 74A (gene lrrc74a). NCBI's taxonomy places the organism in Eukaryota, Metazoa, Chordata, Actinopteri, Blenniiformes, Blenniidae. Gene Ontology annotation, molecular function: protein binding; calcium ion binding. The transcript has 13 exons. The coding region runs from base 1 to 1938 and encodes 645 amino acids. The record is from RefSeq and is a predicted model, not a curated record.
AUGUCAACACUGUCUUUUGAUUCUCUUUGCUUAAAAGAUGAGGACUGUCCUUCCCCGACUCAUUCUCAAGACCUGGAUGAUGAGUUUGACUCAGACCUGGAGUCAGAUGGUGACGAGAAGAAUAACCAGGAGAUGUCCACAGCUGAAGUGUACAUGCAGGCCUGUAAGCUGGUGGGUGUCGUGCCCGUUUCCUACUUCCUUCGAAACCUGGACUCUCCCACGAUGAGCCUCGCCCACCACGGCCUGGGACCCCUGGGCUGCCGGGCACUGGCCACCGCCCUGGUGACUGAUAUGACCAUCAACACUCUGGAGCUGGCAGACAAUCACAUCCAGGCUGAAGGAGCCAAAUACCUGGCAGAGAUGCUGAGGGCCAAUUUCACCAUUCAGCACCUGGAUUUAUCCAAUAACCAUCUGAAAUCUGCAGGAGCUGAGUACGUGGCCAAAGUGCUGCUGGAUAACAUCUCAUUAAAAUCUAUUAAGCUUUCAGGUAAUAAGUUCAAUGACGAUGAUGCAAAAUAUUUUGGAGACGCCUUGUCGACUAAUUCCAGGAUAAAGGAGCUGGAUCUGAGCCACAAUGAGUUUUGUGGAAAAGGAGGGGAACACUUGGGCCAGCUAUUAGCCAACAAUGAAGGUCUGGAGGUGCUGGACCUCAGCUGGAAUCGCCUCCGGAUGAAAGGAGCCGUGGCUUUCUGUGCCGGGUUGAAGGUGAACAUGAUGCUGAAACACCUGGACUUGUCGUGGAACGGUUUCGGGAACGAGGGGGCCCUGGCUAUGGGGGAGGCUCUGAAAUUCAACAACACGCUGGUGCAUCUCAACCUCGGCAACAACCGACUCACGAACGAGGGGGUCAGCAUGCUGUGCAGGGGUCUGGAGUUCAAUGACACACUCCGAGUACUGCUGCUGGCUUAUAACUCUUUAACAGUAGAGGGAGCACUGGCCCUGGUCAACGUGGUGAAACACACACCAAAAACUGCCCUGGAGGAGAUCAACAUAUGUAACGUCCUGGUAAAUGAGAACUUUGUGCAUCUGUUGGAGCUGACAUGUCAGGAGCAUCCAGGUCUGGAGGUGCAGUACGGCGGAGUCGGAGGCUUCAUCGCCAAAAAACCGCCAAAACGCGUUGAUCCGAUGAAAGUUAUUCAGGAUUAUCUGGAUCAGCGCAAGCUGCGUUUGUGGGAUUUCUUCCGGAACAUUGACAAAGACGGAACCAUGCGAGUCCCUGUUGCUGACUUCAGGAAAGCUGUUCAGCAAUCGAGCAUUCCUUUGGAUCGCUACCAGAUCGAGGAGCUGAUCCAGAGACUUGACCGCGACAGGACAGGAAUGGUGGACUACAGGGGACUGGCCGACACCAGGAAGCAGAUGAUGAAGGAUCACCGUCGUCAGCUCAGGAAGGUCGAGUCCCGUCAGAAGAAGGAGAAGCAGAAGAGUGACCGCAUCCUGAAGACCUUCCAGAGCGCCGUGGAGGCCGUCACGCCCGGUGGCUCCAUGGUCAUGUCUCCCGGAGGGCCCAAAGAAGACUCGAGCGGCCCCCAACACUUCUCUGCCACCCCCCUCAGCUCCUGGCACCACAUCGUCAUGUCCAACAGCAGCCGCUACUCCGUCACCAACCUCAGCCAGGAGCACGUCCACCUGCCCGCGAUCGGGGGCUCCACGCCGUACCGCCCCACCAGCUCCCCGGCCGUGCGCUCCUGCUCCCAGCCCAACCUGCUCUCCGACUCCCCGCGCUCCCCUCCGGGGAAGUCCAUCUCGGCUCAUGGCGCCCACUCCGAUCCGGAGAUGGGCCACAGUAAGCUCAGCCCCACGGCCAACAGCCUGACCAGGUCCAGACCGGCUCUCAACGCCAAGCAGCCCCAAGGGAAAGGCAGAACCAGGAGGGCCCGGAAAAAGAAACCAAAGAAGCCUGCGGAGAAAGACGCCAAGAUCCGUACCAAAAUCAAAUGA